AGCCUUUAAUUUCGUUUCGGAGCUCAAGAGCUUCAACAAUGGCAGAUCCAGAUGACACUCCUGAUUCGAAUGCAGAUGUUUCUUGGCAAAAUCGUAGCAUCGAAGUCAAUACUACCGAAAAUCUCCCUAACCGAAUUUCAAGCAGUGCUAUUGACGGUAGGGAUUUGAAAAAGUCCACAUCCACCCCUACCCUUUCUAUGUCUCUACACAUUCAUUUUGAUGCAAAUUCAGCUUUAUUCUCUACUUUUAGGUCGGUCCAUGCUGGGAUUUUCUUUAACAUCCCCGAUUUAGUUAUCUGUGCCGGUUCACCCGACAUUCCCAGUGGCAGCUACAAGGAGUCCCCUAGGAUUUUCAGGGGUGCCUCCAUUGAGCUUUCCUUAGAAAAUGGCAUUAAUGGGCCAGAAGUAGAAAACCAGGCAACCCCAGAUGCCGCAAAGUGUCAAUCAACUUGGCAAGUGGAGGAGGGGUACAAUAGUCCAGAAGUUUCCUUGGAGCUUCUUCCAGCAUCACUGAUUGAAGAGAAGUUUCCUGAAAAAUCCCUCCCUGUUGUAUGCAUCAAUUCAGGCUCACUAGAUGAAGCAGCAAUGCUGGCUGGGACUAAUUUUCUAGGGGACAGUUUUUUCUCUGGUGGUGAUACUAUAAGGACUGACAAUGAAAUUGGAGAUGGAGCAGAAAUGAAUCUUUACCAAACAGCACGACUCGGUAACUUUUCGUAUAACCUCAAUGCAUUGGAAAGGGGGAAUUACUUGGUCGAUCUUUACCUUGCAGAAAUUGUGUUUACAAAUGGCCCUCCCGGAAUGAGGGUGUUCAAUGUUUACUUGCAAGAGCAGGAGGUUGUUUCUGACAUAGAUAUUUAUGCUCGAGUUGGUGCAAAUAAGCCUCUAGUUAUCUCUGAUCUGAAAACCUUUGUUAGUGGUGAUGAGGGCUUGAGUGAUUGGAAGCCCUCUUGUUUGUGGCAUUCUGUGAAGAAAGAUCUUUCAGCAAGUAUAGAAGAAAUUGGAUUGCUCAAUGCUACAGGAAUGUUACAAGAAAACAGGCCAUCGAAAGAUUGUAAGGACACUGAAGUGGAAGGAGAAUUUCAAAAGCUUCUAUUAGGGUAUGAGUGCCAGAAAAAGGAGCUGAUGGAGACAAGGGGGGCACUAGAGGAGCUUAGGAGAGAGAAUGAAUUUAAGAGCAAAGAGUGCCAAGAAGCAUGGAAGUCUUUAAAGGAGCUCCAGAAUGAGCUCAUGCGCAAGUCAAUGCAUGUUGGUUCCCUGGCUUUUGCCGUAGAGGGACAAGUGAAAGAGAAGAGCAGAUGGUUUUCAUCCUUGCGAGAUCUUAAAAGGAAAUUAAAGAUCUUGAAAAUGGACCAAAUCAAGCUGUCUGAGGAAGCAUUAUCUUACAAGAAGUUUGUGGCAGAUAUGAAUGACAUGAGCUGUAUCAUUCAGUCCAAAUUAAAUCAGCAAGUACAGUUACAUGAAGAUCUCAAAAUCAAAUUCAUCAAAGGGCCAAGGAACGGAAAGAAUUUUACAACAAGCUCCUGGAGGAACAUUAGGGUCUUUUGCAGGUGUAGACCACUGAACGCUGAAGAGAUUGCUGCCGGAGUUUUGAUGGCAGUUGAUUUUGAAGCUGCUAAAGAUGGGGAGCUGAUAGUAAAAUCAAAUGGUGCACCAAAAAAGAGUUUCAAGUUCGAUGCUGUUUUUGGUCCUCAAUCAAGCCAAGUUGAUGUUUUUGAGGACACAGCCCCAUUUGCAGCCUCAGUCCUAGAUGGAUACAAUGUGUGCAUAUUUGCAUAUGGGCAAACGGGAACUGGGAAAACUUUUACAAUGGAGGGCACAGAUGAAGCCCGUGGAGUCAACUAUAGGACUCUUGAAGAGUUGUUUCGCAUCAUUAAGGAACGACAGGGGCUGUUUCAAUAUGAAGUAUCAGUCAGUGUUUUAGAGGUUUACAAUGAGCAGAUUCGAGAUUUGCUAGGAUCAGGAACUCAGCCAGGAGUAACUGCCAAAAGGCUUGAGGUAAAGCAAGUGGGAGAGGGAAUACAUCACGUCCCAGGACUGGUUGAAGCUAAUGUGAACAACAUGAGUGAGGUUUGGGAAGUUUUACAGACAGGCAGCAAUGCAAGAGCAGUUGGAUCAACCCAUGCUAAUGAGCACAGUAGUCGAUCUCAUUGCAUACACUGCGUAAUGGUCGAGGGAGAGAACUUGUUGAAUGGGGAAAGCACAAGAAGCAAGCUUUGGCUGGUUGAUCUAGCUGGAAGCGAGCGAGAACUCCAAGCUCACCCACUUGCUUCAAGACUCUCUAGGAGGGGAUUCAAAGACGUUGAUAUAAGUCCCAAUGAGAAUGACCAGAGCGAGACACUUUGCUCACUCAACUUUGCCAGUAGAGUGAGAGGGAUAGAGUUAGGUCCUGCAAAGAAGCAAAUAGACAGCAGUGAGCUUUUAAAAUAUAAACAACUGGUUGAGAAGGCCAAGCUAGACUUAAAAGGCAAAGAUGUGCAACUUAAAAAGAUGGAGGACACAAUCCACGGUUUGGAUGUGAAGAUGAAAGAAAAAGACCUGAAAAACAAGAACUUGCAGGACAAGAAACUAGCACGGCAACAUGUUGAGUCGAAACUGGGAGAACAACAACAACUAAUGAGACAACUGCAAGAAGAGCAGAACUCUGCCGUUACUAGGCCACCGCUAGCAACUAGACCACUCGGACUUAACAAGAACUUCAACGAAGGGAAAGAACAAGUAAACCACAUUCGACCACUUUCUGAGAACAACACUUGCAAGCUUCCAUCAACCCCCCCUCAUAAUGAUCCCUCAGAGAAAGAAAACAAUCCCGACAUAGCAGAGCAAAUAUUUAUACCAAAACGAACUGGGAGGGCUUCUCUUUGCCCCGAACAUUCCCAUCUCUUCAGCUCCACGGCGUGCAUCUCUGAUCCUUUACCAUUGCCAACAAUCCUAGCCGGCAAAAAGGAAGACACAGAAGGGGUUGAAGCUAAAGGCUUUCCUGAACCCACACCCUUGGAGAAUAGUCCCAAAGAGCUCAAGAGCGGGGGGAAGAAGCUGACCAGUGCAUUGAGAAGAAGCCUUCAGAAGAGAAUUCAGAUUAGGUCCCCAAUGCCACAACAUGUGAGGAGAGGAGGCGUGAAUGUGGGGAUGGAGAAAGUUAGGGUCUCCAUCGGGGGCCGAGGGAGGGUGGCUCAUAGGAUGUUACUUGGUAAUGCUAGGAGGGCUAUGAAAGAUGUUCAGCAGAAGCAAAGCCAGAGGGAGAAGGAAAGGGGAUGGAAUAUUGGAACUGCAGGGAAAACAGUCCUA
Molecule: messenger RNA, 3284 nt
Organism: Thlaspi arvense
Lineage: Eukaryota; Viridiplantae; Streptophyta; Magnoliopsida; Brassicales; Brassicaceae
Source: the annotation of a GenBank genome assembly